GAGCAACGCCCCAACUUCGUCGGCCAAUCUCUCCUCAACUUUUUGCAAUUCAUCAAGUUCGCUGCUCUCCAUUGACAGCAGGCAAGCACAAUGCGUCUUGCAAUCGGUGCCACUUACGCGCUCGCUGCCGCCGUCGUGCGUGCGGACGAUGCCAGUGCUGCCGAGGCCGAACCAUCAACCUCGACCUCUGUAGCCAAGCCUACCUUCACCCCCACCAAGCUCAAGGCGCCAUUCCUCGAGCAGUUCACAGACGACUGGGAGGACCGAUGGAAGCCUUCGCACGCAAAGAAGGAUGUCAAGGCCGACGACGAGGAAUGGGCAUACGUUGGAACUUGGUCCGUUGAGGAGCCAUCCGUGUUGAAGGGCAUGGAGGGUGACAAGGGCCUGGUCAUCAAGGACAAGGCUGCUCAUCACGCUAUCUCUGCCAAAUUCCCCAAGGCGAUUGACAACAAGGACAACACGCUUGUUGUCCAGUACGAAGUCAAGCUCCAAGAUGGCUUGGAAUGCGGUGGUGCGUACAUGAAGCUGCUUCAGGACAACGCGGCACUCCACGCGGAGGAGUUCUCCAACGCUUCCCCUUACAUCAUCAUGUUCGGUCCCGACAAGUGCGGUGCUACCAACAAGGUGCACUUCAUCUUCCGACACAAGAACCCCAAGACGGGCGAGUACGAGGAGAAGCACCUCAAGAACCCUCCCAUGGCCCGUAUCGUCAAGACCACGAGCCUCUACACCCUGAUCGUCAAGCCUGACAACAGCUUUGAGAUCAAGAUCGACGGCGAGUCUACCCGCAACGGUACCCUCCUCGAAGACUUCACCCCCUCCGUCAACCCGGAGAAGGAGAUCGACGACCCCAACGACAAGAAGCCUGAAGACUGGGUUGACGAGGCCCGCAUUGCGGACCCCGACGCGAAGAAGCCCGAAGACUGGGACGAGGACGCGCCCUUUGAGAUUGUCGAUGAGGAGGCGACCAAGCCCGAGGACUGGCUUGAGGAUGAGCCCACCACCAUUCCUGACCCAGAGGCUGAGAAGCCCGAGGACUGGGACGAUGAGGAGGAUGGCGACUGGAUCGCACCCACGGUCCCCAACCCCAAGUGUGAGGAAGCCUCUGGCUGCGGCAAGUGGGAGCCCCCGAUGAAGAAGAACCCUGCCUGGAAGGGCAAGUGGACUCCCGAGUUCAUUGACAACCCGGCCUACAAGGGUGUAUGGGCUCCCCAGAAGAUCGCCAACCCCGACUACUUCGAGGACACCACCCCAGCCCAAAAGGACAUCCUCUUCGACAACAUCUACAUUGGUCACUCCAUCGCCGACGCUGAGAAGCUCAAGGCUGAGACCUUCGACCCCAAGCACGCCGCUGAGAAGGCUGAUGAGGAGGCCAACAAGCCCAAGGUUGAAGAUUCUCCCAAGUCGCCCUCCGACCUGGUGUUCAAGGAGGACCCCGUCCGUUACUUCGUUCCCGAGGUUGCUGGUGGUCUUGGCGUCAUCGCUGUGACCAUCUUCGCUCUUCUUGCCUCCCUUGUUCUCGGCUCUGGUGCUGCUCCCUCCAUAGAGCAAGUCAAGGCUCAGGCUAGGAUUGGGCAAGGGCGCUGCUGUUGACGCGAAGGACAAGGCCGCCUGCGGCUGUCGCCACUGGAGCUGAGAAGGCACAGGCUGAGGUCAACAAGCGCACUACACGCUCCAACGCCUCAUAGGUCUGACAAGGCACGUUACGCGUUAGAGUAGACCGUUGGCGAAGGAUUAAAAAAGGGCUCCAGACGGGCUUGGUCUUGGAUGAUCCCAGUUUCCACAUUUUUGGAUUUUUGACUUGAGCUACAUAUCGGCCUAAGAGGACGGCGCUACAA
Parastagonospora nodorum SN15 is the source of this 1838-nucleotide messenger RNA. RefSeq lists its product as hypothetical. The record is from RefSeq and is a predicted model, not a curated record. Gene Ontology annotation, molecular function: calcium ion binding. Gene Ontology annotation, cellular component: endoplasmic reticulum membrane; endoplasmic reticulum. NCBI's taxonomy places the organism in Eukaryota, Fungi, Ascomycota, Dothideomycetes, Pleosporales, Phaeosphaeriaceae. The transcript has 5 exons. Gene Ontology annotation, biological process: protein folding. Bases 91 to 1593 code for a protein of 500 amino acids.